AUGACCGGUGCCUGGCCUCGGCCCCCGGGCGCUCCCCAGCGCCUGCUGACGGCGCUCGCCGCGCUCCUGCUGGGCUGCCCGGCGCUCCCGGCACGGACGCCCGAACCCGAGCUCUCGAUGCCGGCACUGGUGCGGGCCACCCGCGGCGGCCGCCGCAGCUCCGAGGGCGCAGGCAUCCUGGCAGCCCCGCCGGGUCUCCGGGUACCCCUGGGUCGCUCCGUGUGGCUGGACCCGGCCCGGGACCUGGUGAUCCGCGUGCAGCCCGGGGAGCGGUGUACGGUAACCGUGGUGGGCAAGGACGGAGGCGGAGGGGCUGCAGGCUCCCCAGCGCCGGGCGCGCUCACCCCAGCCAGCUUCCCGUGCGCCUUCGGGCCCGAGCAAGUUCACUACACUCACUUUGGCGCCCACAGCCCCUCCCAGCACCGGCUCCGGCUGCAGCUGCGCUAUGACUCCUCGAGCCGGACCCUUGUGCUGCCCUUCACCAUGCCCGUGGACGUGGACUCCACACGGCUCCAAGUGGUCACUCGCAACCUGCCCUUGGCCGUGGUCACGCUGCGGGGCUUCAGCCACGCCAUUGACCCCAGGGUGCUGAACUUCUCCACUGCCUCCCUCGCCGCUUCCUCUCCAGAUGGGGCCCCCCUAGCAUGCCGUCUCACCCCACUUCCCCGGGAAAGUGGCCCUUUGCCCAGGCACGGAAAGUUGGUGAGCCCCUCGGGAGCCCCGUUGUCCCCGGGGAGGGAGAUGGACUGUCAAGCGUUCCUGAAUGCCGGGGUGCGCUACCGACACCUGGCCAGCACCCCGUCACCCGAUCGGGACUACGUGCCCUUCCUGGUGGAGAUCUUGGGGUCAGAAACGGAGGAGGCCGUUAGACUCCCCAGGAUCCUGGCCCGGGAGCACUUCCAGAUGCUGGUGAGGAUUCAGGAGGGAAGGGAGAACACGCCACCCAGGCUUAGCUUCGGAGCCAUGAUGAUGAUGGAGGUGGGCCAGUUCGUACUGACCCCUCUGACCCUGGAGUCCCUGGCCGCGGAGGAUUUGGAAACCAAUUCCGAUGACUUAGUCUUUAACAUCCUCAACCCCCCCACUGUGCUUCCCGAGUCCCGUCGGCAGCGAGGCUACUUCAUCAACACCGAUGAUCCCUUAGGAGGAGCCGUCACCUCCUUUACUCAGCAGGACCUGAGAGAGCUGAAGAUUGCCUACCAGCCUCCCACGGGGGACUCCAGCCAGGAGCGCCUUUUCCAGCUAGAGAUGGAGGUGAUGGAUGCGGAUGGAGCCGCCUCUCCCCCCUUCGCCUUCGUGGUCGUAGUGAAGCCCAUGAAUACCCUGGCCCCGGUGGCCUCUCGGAACCAGGGACUGCUGCUGUUCGAAGGUCAGUCGCGGCCUCUGGCCGGCGCCCAGAGCUUGGAGAUCAGCGACGAAGACAACCUGGAAGAGGUAAGGGUGACCGUAGCAAAGGGCUUAAGCCACGGGCAGCUGGUGGUCCUUGGAGCCCCUCCGGAGCGCACAUCUUUCACCCCAGCGGAGCUGGCUGCGGGAAGGGUGAUCUACCAGCACGACGGCAGUGACAGCUACAGUGACAACGUCAUCUUCCGCCUCAGCGAUGGGCGCCACGAUGUAGAAUUCCUAUUUCCCAUCACUAUUGUCCCUGAGGAUGAUGAGCCUCCAAUUGUCAGUACCAACACCGGGCUCUCCUUAGCUGAGGGCGAAGUGCUCCAGAUUUCCCGCUUCCUUCUUAGUGCCACAGACAUUGAUUCUGAAGACUCAACCAUUCGCUUUGUACUAAAGACAUCGGCCCUGGAGGGGACGGAGGGAGAGCCGGGGCAGCCCCAAGGAGAGGUCCUGUUGCGCCAAAGUGAACCCCCAUCACCCCUGAUGGCUGAAGGAGGGCAGGGCUGGACCUAUGUGGAGAAAGAGGGCCUCUAUGAAAAGGUGGUGACUGAAUGGCUGCAGCAAGACAUCCUGGAAGGGAGGCUCUUUUACCGCCAUCUUGGACCCCAUAAUCCCAGCUCCAUGAUAGAUCAGCUGGUGUUCCACGUGCAGGAUGAUCAUGAUCCACCCAACCAAUCAGGCCAACACUUUUUCACCAUCAAGGUGCAGCCGGUGGAUGUUCUGAGCCCAGAGUUGCAUCCAGGAGUGAGCCUAGAGAUGACUGUGAAAGAAUACCAGCUCACUCCUUUCCAAAAGCAAUUUCUCUGCUAUACUGAUGUGGAUUCUGAUGACUGGCACUUGCGCUAUAUGCUCCUGACACCCCCUACGGACAUGGAUAAUAACCACCCUGUUCCGGCCGGGGAAAUUGUGCUUACCGAUGAGCCCACGAGGUCAGUCACGCAGUUCACGCAGGCCCAGGUGAAUCACCACAAAGUGGCCUACCAGCCUCCUCAGCAGGAAGUGGGCAUUGCCCCCCGGGUGGUCCAGUUCACCUACCGUGUGGAGGAUGCCGCAGGUAACUCUGUGCCAGGUACCUUCCGUUUGUUCCUGCAGCCCGUGGACAACCAGCCCCCAGAGGUUACCAACAGUGGCUUCGCUGUGCAGAAGGGUGAGAGCUUUAUUCUGACCAGCAGGGAACUAGAUGCCACAGACCCAGACACAGAGGCUGACAAUAUGGUGUUCACUUUGGCACAGGGCCCCCAACACGGUCAGCUCCUCUAUUUAGAAGGAGUCAUGACCUCGGGGACUUACUUUAUGAAGGAUGAUAUCGUUAAGGGACACAUCUCCUAUCAACAUGAUGGGAGUGAGACCGCCAAGGACGCCUUCCAAUUGAUUGUGAGUGACAGGAUCCAUCAAGUGCCCAUUACAGUCCGAAUUAUUAUAAAGACUAUUAAUGACAGGACCCCUGUCCCCGGAGGUGGCUGGGUGGGCACUGCCAUUGAUGUCCUAGAGAAUGGGGCCACAGAAAUGACCACGGGUAUCAUCCAGGGCACAGAGAAGAACACGGAUGAUCAGAUGUUGACCUUCAUAGUUGAGAAACCCCCACAGCUGGGCACUCUCCUGCUGAAUGGGUUGCCCACAGAGCAGUUCACCCAAGGAGAUCUCAUCAAUGGGGCAGUAGCCUAUGCCCACACAGGGGGUGAGAUCGGUAUGCAGAAGCAGCACGAUGCUUUCAACCUUACAAUAUCUAACCCCUCUAAUAUCUGGGUGGUAGCGGGCAAAGUAGUGGAGGGUGUGCAGGUACAGGUGACUGUGUUACCCAUAGACAGUGUGCCUCCUGAAGUGAAAGGAGGGGAGCUGUUCAGUGUCCCUGAGGGGGGGAAAGGCACUUUGACCCUGAGACAUUUAGACGCUAAGGAUGUGGACACUCCCCAUGAUGAUAUCUUAUGUACUAUCAUUGGGCAGCCUUCAUUUGGCUACCUGGAAAGUAUCUCUCCAGCCCCUGGCUCCGAGAAGUCCCAGGUGGGUAACCCUAUCAGUGCCUUCACCAUCAAGGAUAUAGGUCUGGGGCACAUCAACUAUGUCCAGAGUAUCCACCAAGGGAUAGAACCACGGGAAGAUCAGGUCACUUUUUAUUGCUCUGACGGUGUCCAUGUUUCCCCCAAUUACAUUUUCCCCAUCAUCAUCCUGCCCACCAAUGAUGAGCAGCCAGAACUUUUCAUUCGUGAAUUUGUGGUGCUGGAAGGGAUGAGUCUAGUUAUAGACACCCCUCUACUCAAUAGUGCCGAUUCAGACCUGCCGCCAGAUGAGCUACGAUUUCAGGUCACAGUACUCCCCCAGAAUGGACAGAUCGUUCAACAGUUGGCCACUGGAAGCCGCCCUGUCCACAGCUUUACCCUAGAGGAGAUUCAAGAGGCUUCCACUAUUGUAUAUGAACAUGAUGACUCUGAAACCACAAUGGACAGCUUUGAGGUUUGGGUGACUGAUGGGAAGCACACAAUCCAUAAGAAGAUACCAAUCACAGUGAUCUUGGUGGAUGAUGAGACCCCACGGCUGUCCAUCAAUGAUGGCCUGGAAAUGGACAUUGGACAGACCAAAGUCAUCACGAACCAAGUCCUCAAGGCCACAGAUCUUGACUCAAAUGACAAGGACCUCGCUUACAUUCUUCGAUCAGGUCCUGAACAAGGACUCCUCCAGAAGCUCCUUGUGCCUGGAGGAAAAGUGUGGAGUAAUCUCACUCUGGAUAUGAAUUUUACUCAGUCUGAAGUUGACCAGGGUUUAAUCUGUUAUAGCCACAAAGGUCUAGGAGGGGUCCGGGACCUAAUCAAAUUUGAUGUGACUGAUGGAAUUAACCCCUUGAUAGAUAGGUAUUUCUAUGUCACGAUCAGUGGCCCAGACAAAGUUUUUCCUGAAGUGAUCAACAAAGGGGUGACCCUAAAAGAAGGUGGCAGAGUGACCCUCACCACUGAUCUUCUCAGUACUAGUGACAUAAAUAGUCCUGAUGAACAAUUAUGCUUCAGCAUCACCCGUGCCCCAAAUCAAGGACACUUGGAAAGUUCUGACUUUCCUGGAAAGCCCAUUGAUUCUUUUACUCAGCUUCAAUUGGCUGGCAACAAAAUCUCCUAUGUCCACACUGCAAAAGAUGAGGUAAAGAUGGACAGUUUUGAGUUUGAGGUGACCGAUGGUCACAAUACUAUUUUCCAGACCUUCCAUGUCUUUAUCAUUGAUGUGGAUAACAAAAAGCCUGUAUUGACCAUUCACCCCUUGUUGGUGCAGGAAGGAGAGAGAAAGUUGAUUACUCCAUUUGAACUUUCAGCUGAGGACCAGGAUAGCCCAGAUACCUCUCUGCUCUUCACAAUCACCCACAUCCCCACCCAUGGACAAAUUCUAUGUAAUGGCAGUCAGCCCAUUACCAGCUUCACCAAACAAGAUCUGAAUGAGAAUUUGAUCAGCUACUGGCAUGAUGGCACAAAGACCACUGAGGAUAAUUUCUCUGUCGUUGUGACAGAUGGCACACAUACAGAUUUCUUCAUCUUCCCAGAUACUGUCCUAGCAACUCACAAGCCCCAGGUGAUGAGGAUCCAAAUCAGUUCCUUGGAUAAUGGAAUACCCCAGGUUGUGGUCAACAAGGGUGCCCCAGAUUUAAGGAUUCUUCGGACUGGGCAACUAGGCUUCCCGAUCACCAGCAAGUCUCUUAAAGCAGAGGAUCAAGACAGUCCACAUAACCUUCUGAAAUACACAGUCACCAGUGGACCAGAACAUGGCAACCUCAUUCACCUUGACCUUGGAAAUGAGAACAUUAAGGUGUUCACACAAGCUGAUAUUGAUAAGAUGAAGCUCUGCUAUGUCUUGAAAGUGGGCAGCAAUGCAACCAGUGACAUUUUCUACUUCUCUGUUGAAGACUCUGGAGGAAAUGAGCUAAGGAAUCAAUCCUUCCAUCUUAACUGGGCUUGGAUUUCCCUAGAGAAAAAGCAUUAUAUCAUCAAUGAAGACUCCAAAUUCUUAGAAGUAACCCUCAAGCGCAGAGGAUACCUGAAAGAGACAUCCUUUAUCAGUAUUGGAACCAAAGAUGGGACAGCACAAAAGGACAAAGAUUUCAAAGGAAAACCCCAAAAGCAGGUUCAGUUCAAUCCUGGCCAGUCUACAGCCAUGUGGAGAGUGAGGAUUAUUUCAGAUGGCAAAUAUGAGGCUUCGGAGACCUUCCAGAUCAUUCUUUCUGACCCUGUCAUGGCUGCCCUGGAGUUUCCAAAGAUGGCAACUGUUGAAAUCAUUGAUCCCAAUGAUGAGUCAACAGUUUAUAUUCCAAAGCCAGAAUACAGAAUAGAGGAGGACAUUGGUGAACUCUUGAUUCCCAUCAGGCGGUCUGGAGAUAUAAGCCAAGAACUCAUGGUACUCUGCUCCACACACCAAGGAACUGCCUCAGGCACAAUUCCUUCCACUGUUUUAUCUUACUCUGACUAUAUCUCCCGACCUGAAGACCACACCAGCAUCCUCCAUUUUGAUAAGGAUGAAACUGAGAAAAGAUGCCGAGUGAUCAUCAUUGACGAUUCCCUCUAUGAAGAGGAGGAGACCUUCAAUGUGACUUUGAGCAUGGCAAUGGGCGGGCAAGUUGCUGUCAGAUAUCCUAGCACCAAAGUCGUUAUCCUAGAAGAUGCUGAUGAUGAACCUGCUCUGUAUUUUGAGGAUGCUGAAUAUCAUGUUGAUGAAAGUGCUGGUUAUGUAGAAGUUUGUGUACAGAGGAAGGGUACUGACCUUUCCAAACCAGCCAUGAUCACCAUCCAAUCAAGAAAAACAGAGCCAGUGUCAGCGGAAGCUGGCAUGGAUUAUGUUGGGGUGAGCCAAAACCUCUACUUUGCUCCUGGAGAGAACAUGAAGACUUUCUGUGUGACCAUUGUGGAUGACCUGGGACAACCUGUCUUGGAGGGUCCAGAGAAAUUUGAAUUGGUCCUUCGCAUGCCCGUGGGCUCAGCGCUGGGGAAGCCUAGUACAACUACAGUUUUCAUCAAUGACUCCCUCUCAGACUUGCCUAAGGUCCAAUUCCAGAAGCCCUCCUGCACGGGAAAUGAAAGAGAUGGACAGGUCAGGGUCAUCAUCCACCGCAACGGAGAUGUCAGCCUUAGCUCCACCGUUCGCUGCUACACUCGCCAAGGCUCUGCCCAGGUGGCUGCGGACUACAAGGAAAGGCCCAACACGGAUGACUCCAUUGUCAUUUUCCUUCCAGGGGAGACAGAAAAGGCCUGUGUGGUGAUCUUAGAGGAUGAUUCCAUUUAUGAAGAAGAUGAAGAGUUUAGGCUUCUACUUGGCACCCCAAAAAGCAGCUCUGCCUUUGGUGCUUCAGUUGGAGAGCAAAAAGAAAUGCUGAUCAGGAUCAAGGAUGAGGAAGACAAACCGGUGAUUAAGUUUUCCAAAACCAGGUUCAGUAUCGAGGAGCCUCAGCACCCCAGAGAGACUGCUGUGCUCAGAAUCCCUGUGGUGCGCCUGGGGGACACUUCUAAAGUGUCUGUAGUGAACACCCAUACAAAAGACGGCUCAGCCACCUCUGGGGAAGAUUACAACCCCAUGUCAAAAGAUGUCGAGUUCAAGGAAGGAGAAACUGAACACUUUGUAGAAAUUGAAGUCUUAUAUGAUGGCAUAAGGGAAAUAAGAGAAACAUUGGCAGUUCACCUGAAACCAGAUGAAAACAUGGUGGCGGAGAUACAGAUGAGUAAAGCCAUCAUAUACAUUGAAGAAAUGGACAGUGUUGCAGAUGUCACCUUUCCAGCCAUUCCCCAAGUGAUGUCACUCCUCGUGUACGGUGACACAUCCUCAAUCCAAGAGAAAGCCAGCCCCCCAACUGGCUACCCUGUUGUGUGUGUGACGGCGUGUAACUCUAAAUAUUCAGAUUAUGACAAGACAGAAUCCAUUUGCACAGAGGAAAACAUUAAUGACACCCUGACUCUGUAUCGGUGGCUGGUUGGUGCCCCAGCCAGUAAUAAUGGAGUCACCAGUCCCAUGCAAGAAAUAGAUGCCGACACUUUCUUCACCGACACUAAGUCUAUCACCCUUGACUCCAUCUACUUCCAAGCUGGGUCCAGGUUACAAUGUGCCGCCCGAGCUGUUCGGACAACUGGUGAUGUGGGGCUGGAGCUGCUGAGUUCAAUCAUCACUGUCAGCAAAGAACAUGGUCUCUGUCAGCCACGUAGGCCUGAAAUGGUAGGAGCUGAACCUUUCUCAGCCAGGAUCCGCUAUACUGGACCAGAUGAACCUGAUUACCCCAACCUCAUCAAGCUCACUGUGAUUAUGUCUCACCUGGAUGGAAUGUUGCCGGUCAUCUCCACCCAACCGCUGUCCAACCUUGAGCUGACGCUGAACCCUGAUGGAAGUCGGGUGGGCAACCACAAGUGUUCCAAUCUCCUGGAUUACAGUGAGAUCCAGACCAAGCACGGUUUUAUCAAAGAACCUGCCAGGAGCUCAGAUAUAAUCAGUGAGACACUACCCUACCAAUACAACUCUUCUCUGAGGUCUGUCCGGACCCUCCGCUUUUACCACAACCUUGACCUUGAUUCCUGCCUUUGGGAAUUCAGCAACUACUAUGACAUGUCAGAACUCCUGACAGCCUGCGGUGGCUCUGUUAGCACUGAUGGCCAGGUAUUAAACUUAGUGCAGUCUCAUGUCACCUUGCGAGUACCCCUCUUUGUCUCCUAUGCCUUUCAUUCUCCAGCAGCAAUUGGGGGCUGGAAGCAUUUUGAUCUGCGGUCUGAGCUGAGGCUUACUUUUGUGUAUGACACUGCCAUACUGUGGAAAGAAGGUAUUGGCAGUCCCCCAGGAUCAGAGCUUCAGGGAACUCUUCACCCAACCAGCAUGCACAUCAAUGAGGAGGGACGGCUGGUGGUCGGCUUCCAAACAGAGAUCCAGUUCCGAGGACAAUUUGUGAUGUCUCAUCCAGGAACAUCUCUGACGUCAGUGGUGAUGUCUGUGGAUCACCCGGGUCUCACCUUCACCCUCAGCCUCCUGAGCAGCGAGCCAGCCUUCCACCGGCCAGAGCAGCGGUGGAGUUUUGUCUCGGACUUUGCUAUUCGGGACUACUCGGGGACCUACACCAUCAAGCUUGUCCCAUGUGUGGCUGCCCCGCAACAAGAACAUACCCUGCCUAUGAUAUGUCACCCGCGGGAGCCAAUUGCUUUUGACCUUGACAUCAGAUUCCAACAGGUCAGUGAUCCAGUGGCAGCUGAAUUCAGUUUAAACACGCGUAUGUUCCUCUUUUCUAAAAAGGAACUCUGGAUAUCUGAUGACUCCAUGGGCUUUGGAGCAGGAUCUGAUGUAGCCUUUUCUGAAGGUUCCGUGAUCUACGGCCGGGUCAUGGUGGACCCCGUGCAGAAUCUCGGGGGCGCUUUUUCCUGUACCAUUGAGAAAGUCUUCCUGUGCACAGGGGUUGACGGGCACGUACCCAAGUACAACCCAGCACAUCAAGAUUAUGGAUGCCUGGCUGACUCGCCCUCUCUCCUGUACAGAUUCAAGAUCCUGGACAGAGCUCAGCCGGAGACGCAGGCCCUGAGGUUUCACAACGUGCCGUUCGACGCUCACCUGGCUGCGGACCAAGAGGAGGCCCUUCCGUUAGUGCAGCAGCCGGGCUCGGACGGCUUCAGCCUGUCCUCGGCGGCGCUCUUCCAGGUGGCUGCUGGGAGAGAGUGGUAUCUGCACGCGGUGUAUACGGUGCGCGCGAGAGGAAAGGCCGGCCAAGGCCUGGGGGCGAGGAGCCUGGCGCGCCAGCGCGUGCCCGCCCCUGCCCCCAGCCGCAGGAGGAGAGCCAACGCGGCCGGCCCCGCCCCUGCCGGAGACACGGGCACCGACCUGCAGCGGGUGGCCCUGCUCGGCCCCCGGCCCGGGCUAGAAAAGGCGGGCACGGAGACGCCCGCCAGCGUGGGGCCCGUCCUGGGGGGCGCCGUCAGCCUGUUCCUGCUCAGCGGCAGCGUGCUGGCGGCCGCGUCUCUCCGGAGACACAGGCGGCGGGCGUCCGGAAGGCAGGCCGUCCCCGCUCAGCGCAGCCGCAGCCGCUGCUCCGAGGUUUAGUCAGCGUCCCAAACCGGAGCUUUUCCCGCCCGUUAGGGCCCUUCCUGCAGCAGCAGCUAGGCUUCCGGUAACCUGGGGCUCCUGGCUCCCCGCCAGAUUAGUCUUAGCUCCCCGUAUGUAGAUAUAUACGUAUGUAUCUAUGGAAUCACACACACACACAUGCAUACAUCUGUGUACAUAAACGCACAUGUAAAUACACACAUCCGCUCGUUUGCACGCACACACUAUACACGUGUCGUGUACACGUAUGUAUCGCCAGAGGACGAGAUGUACCGCACUGGCUAUGGGACUAGUGGGCAGCCAGGUGGCAGCGGGUGUGCUGGGUGCGGAGUCCAGAAGCCCUGCCUGACUUUCCAAUCUUGCCUGGACAAGCCACUUCCUUUCUCAGUCUUAGCUCCCUUACCUGUAGAAUGGGGCUAAUAGCACCUACUUCAUCACAGGACAGUUACAAAGAUGAGUUGCAGUAACACGAAAGCCCUUUGCAAACUUUUAAAUCCCCGUACACGUGCUAGUCAUUAUUACUGUAAGGUGCCGAUAUUAAAAAUAAAAUUAUCUGGGGAUGCUCAACUUGCCUAGUUAUAUGGGAAGGCUUUUUAUACAUCUGAGGGGAAUUCAAGAAACACUGAGUGCCUCUAAUUCCAGGCAGUGGGGUUAAAAAGACAAAGCAAACAGCGGGAGCCUUCCAGUUACUUGCCAAAGAGCUCAUUGCUUCAGCUGCGAGAGGGGGUGGGAGGUGGGGGUGACCGAGGAAGGGAAACCUAAAUCAGCCCAUACCAAAAGGGAUGAGCAAAUCUGAAGUAAUUUGCAGGGAGCAGAGGGUCACUAAAUGGGUGGGUUCUUGUACAACUAGCCCUGAGCUAUGCUAUGAAAGAAGCUAGAAGUUGUACAGAGUGUACAAGUGAAGGAGGGACAGCACAUGCCAGCCAGAGAGAAGGUAGACAAUGUCGCCAUGGGGAAAGCAGAAAGCAGGUUAGGGUGCCUGAGGAAGAGUGAUGUAGAGUUCUAAGGGCUCUCCAGAUUAAGAGUAAAAACAGGGAUCUGCCACAGUGGGAAAGAAAAAGAACUCUAAUCAACAAGAAGAGCAAGAAUUGGCCCAAUGACAGAGGCCUGAAGAUCCAGAGCAGCCUGUUUUCAACAGCUCCCCAUUGAACUGAUUCAAUACUCCAGUAUUUCAUUCUUCUGGGCAAAAAGAAAUGCUUUUGGAAGUAGGGAUGCACCAAAAUGUUCCCUUAUACUAAUCUGGAGAAGAGUUAUGAUCUAUUGGCAGGUUUUCCUUAAUUUUAUAUAAGUAGCCAAUUGUUACGAGCAAGCGAAUUUUUUUUUCAACAUUCAUGUGACCUUAUCAACAUACAAGUGCCACAGAUCUCUAAAAGCUGACUGCAAAGAACUUUUUUUUGUACUAGAAAGUAAAGUUCUGAAUCUCACCUAGGAAGCCUAAAAUUUGGAUGAAUAAGACAAAAAGAAUGGAGAAAACAGGUUGUAACUGGUUCUCAUAGAAGACUACUAUCAAUAAAAGCCUUGAGUGUCACCCCAGUGCCAGUUUGUCUGUCUCUGGAUUAGAUUAUCAUAUAAUCACUAAAUGUAUUCCAACUACAGAAGCCUUUUCUCCUCCUUUCUUUGAUAUAGGUUUAGGAGUUAGAAUACCUAAAUAAUACUUUCCCUACGUAGUGUCAUUUUUUAAUGGCCUUUUAAUGUCUACAAAUUUGAA
Molecule: messenger RNA, 11122 nt
Organism: Antechinus flavipes (yellow-footed antechinus)
Lineage: Eukaryota; Metazoa; Chordata; Mammalia; Dasyuromorphia; Dasyuridae
Gene: FREM3
Product: FRAS1 related extracellular matrix 3
Exons: 25
Coding region: 1-9414 (3137 amino acids)
Biological process (GO): cell communication
Cellular component (GO): membrane
Source: RefSeq, a predicted model, not a curated record